This is a messenger RNA of Fusarium mangiferae, 1098 nucleotides long. RefSeq lists its product as uncharacterized. The record is from RefSeq and is a predicted model, not a curated record. NCBI's taxonomy places the organism in Eukaryota, Fungi, Ascomycota, Sordariomycetes, Hypocreales, Nectriaceae. Bases 1 to 1098 code for a protein of 365 amino acids. Gene Ontology annotation, molecular function: oxidoreductase activity. The transcript is spliced from 4 exons.
AUGGAAUCACUGUACGAAAAGAUUUCACAAGUCACGUCUCGAAAGUGGAAGUACCAGCCUCUGGUAAAUCAUAUCGAAAAGAAUAGCGGUUACAGCUACAAAUCGUGUCUCAUCAGCAUCUGCCUCGCCGCUGUCUUAUUCUUGGGCGCCAUCAUUUCUUGGAGAAUCUCAUCGAAAACAGCCCCAACAAGCUGUAUACACCCGGUGAGACGAAUGGAGUGGAGAGAACUGAACAAGACACAGAAGCAAGACUUCAUCAGCGCUGUCGUCUGUCUAACUGAGAAAAAGUCGCACUUUGAGCCAGGGAGUAGUCGUUACGAUGACUUUGCCUAUAUGCAUGUCUUCGAAGGCACUGUCACGCAUUACGCAGCUUCAUUCCUACCCUGGCAUCGAUAUUUUAUCCACACAUACGAAAAGGCAUUGACGGAGGAGUGUGAUUUUCACGGAUCCCUGCCGUACUGGGACUGGGCAUUGGACGCCCAUGACCUUGCCGCCUCUCCGAUAUUUGAUCCUAUCGAUGGUUUCGGUGGUAAUGGUACAAGCCGAAGCUCUUUACCCGCGAUGUUUGGGGGCCAUUGUGUUACAGAAGGUCCCUUUGCGAAUGCAACCCGCCACUGGCAGUCGAAAUCCAAUGGACAUGGAUUCGAUAUCUUGAAGAAUCCUCAUUGUCUCAGCCGGGGAUUCCAAGGGGGUGAGAAAAAGACCAAGUUGGAAAAUCGAGUCACGAUCGACGCUAUCAUCAGCGUGCUGAGCCUCCAAUCAUACGAAGAAUUUGUCGAUGCUCUUGAAGUCCAAGCUCACAACUCGAUACCCCAGUUUGUGCGAGGGGACUUUUAUGGGUUGACGGCACCAAAUGAUCCUGUGUUUUAUCUGCAUCACGCCCAGGUAGAUCGUUUAUGGUGGCUAUGGCAGCAGCAGGAUACCGAAAGCAGGACCAAGACCUAUCAAGGUCCUAGACAAAAUACCAGGGUACAUGCCAACGAGUCCCUGUCGGGAUCCAGUUUGGACGAUGUUAUGUCGCUGGGCAAUCUGUCAGAGCCAGUUCGGGUUCAUGAAGUGAUGGCCACUGAGUCGGAGAUUCUUUGUUACCGCUAUUGA